AGGCUCAAUAUGCAUCAGUUAAGCAGAGGAAUCUGGAUCUAAAAUGCCGACGUUCAUCUUCGAUAGUUGGAUCGUCGCUCUCCUUGUCCUCCAGUUUUGAUUCUAAUUUCCUCUGUCUUUGUAAUCUUCAAAAUCCAAAACCACAACUUCAGAACCGGGUCGGGUUGCGUUAUGUUGUCGGGUUUAGGUCUCAUUUUGUCACUAAACUGCAAACGACGCCGUUCCUUUAGAGAAGAAGAAGAAGAUAGGAGCGAGCGAGCGAGCGAGCGAUUAGAAGAAGAAAUGAUGGAGGAAGGACCACCAGCUCCAAAGAUGCUUCGAAUGGUCUACUUCGUCGGCGCCGGAUUUCUAUGUACAUUCGCGAUCAAUAAGUGGCGUGAGAUGGAGAGAAACUCGCUUCUGAAACAGGAGCAGGAGAAGAAUCAACAAGGAGAUGUUGGUUUAUUGCCUAGAGAUUCGGUUCAGAAAGCUAUGAAAUGAUGAUCACUCUCUUCUUCAUCUUUUCUUGUAAUUUUGUUUUGAUCUUGUGAUUUUAGUAUCGUUGACCUAAAGUUUGCAUCUUUUUUUAAUGAACCCUAGAAAUCUGAUACUCGUACUCAUUGGUUUCUGGCUUUGUGCUUAAUUUAAAGAUUGCUGCUUUCUGAACUCAAUUUGAUCAAAGGGUUUCAAUAAGUCACUGCUUAAA
Messenger RNA from Arabidopsis thaliana (thale cress), 685 nucleotides. RefSeq lists its product as uncharacterized. The transcript is spliced from 2 exons. NCBI's taxonomy places the organism in Eukaryota, Viridiplantae, Streptophyta, Magnoliopsida, Brassicales, Brassicaceae. Bases 172 to 480 code for a protein of 102 amino acids. The record is from RefSeq and is marked reviewed.